AUGAUCGUCACUCCAACACUACUUUUCCGCGGGCAAACCACUCCGCAAGACUGUUCGCAGGCAGAACAAGCACGCCAAUCUGCAUCGGAGGGCACCCAGCAAGCAUUAAAAUCAGCUUCGGAUUCUAUGCGACAAAUAUACAAUAGCGCUAGUCAAUUGAUUGCUGCUGCUUCGGGAAGCUCAUCAAGUGUUGAGAGUAGUGCAAGUUCAGCGAUUUCAAGUAUACAAGCGUCGGCCAGCUGGGCUGUGGCGAGAGCAGUUGAACAAAUGCAAAGUGCACAAUUUACUGCAUCCAAUAAAGAGGCUCAAGAAUCUCAAAACGCAACCAUUACCGCGACACAGGCAGCUGUAGCGAUAGUGGAGAGCAUAAUCGCUUCCACGAAUUACGCGGGAUUGGAAGACAAGAAAGAAGAUCGAGUUGAACCGAUAGUGAAUAAUAGAAGAGAAAGUGCAUGGACAGAUGAUGUACGGAGUACGAUCCCUCACGAGGAACCUCCACUUCGACCCUAG
Messenger RNA from Sclerotinia sclerotiorum 1980 UF-70, 510 nucleotides. RefSeq lists its product with no specific name. Bases 1 to 510 code for a protein of 169 amino acids. NCBI's taxonomy places the organism in Eukaryota, Fungi, Ascomycota, Leotiomycetes, Helotiales, Sclerotiniaceae. The record is from RefSeq and is a predicted model, not a curated record. The transcript is spliced from 4 exons.